CUCCGCCUGUGCGCGGCCUCCUCGGCGCAGCCAUCCUCGCGGCUGCCGAGGGCGGCAAAGCCCACGGCAUCUGCCAUUUGUCACUCAGCCUGUCGGGACCGCCCCGAGCCCUGAUUUAGACCCGUCUGGGGCGUCUUCUGGCCUCACUCGCCCGGCGGGCGGACGGACGGACGGACGGGGCGGCUCUCCUCCCUGCCCGGCGGACAGCGGGCCUGGGCGCGCGGGGCGCUUCCCCGGUUGCCGUCAUGGCCGCGGAGGCGGCACGCCCGAGCGGCCGCGCCUGAGUUCCGGGGGGCUCUGGACCCCGCAGGUUGUACAGCAGUAUAUCUAGAUGCGGACAUUUCCUUUAUCCUGGAUUUAGUGUUUCCUGUCUAAAAGGUUGUUGCCACCUGACAACACCGUCACCAUUGACUUUGAUUGUUCUCAUGUCUGAUGUGGCCUCUGUUUCAUGUCACAUCUAAAACGCCUCUGUGCCUCAAGCCUAGAAAGGUAUUUGCAUAGGAAUCAGAGGCAUUAAUCUUAAAGCAGGGGAAAACUUAAAGGUUUUUCUAAUCCAGUUGCAAGUAGGACAAAGGAUAUGAUAUAAAUACUUAAAGAUCCUCUUGGACAAGAAUAUUUGAAUCCUCAAGAACACUUCUGGGAGGACUCUGUGACCAGGAGCGCCUUGCAGCUGUUUCCUGUCACCGAACAGUCUGGUGACCCGGGACAUGUCCCAGCUCUAGUGAUGCAGAUUACCUUUCUGUUCCUGGAAUCUCAUCUGUGCCUCAGACUUUCUUCUCUCAGCUUGAGACUGCAUAGAAAUUGGGAUGUGGGAAAGCAGGAAGCCGAGCUAGUGGUCACUGAGAGGCCCGUGUGUGUGUAGAAGCAGGCCCAGAACCACGACGCUGCCUCUCCCCUGGAGUUAAGCUGCCCUGGCUCUGCUGAUGCGCUCAGCACCAUCCUUGCAUUUGUGCUUAAAUGGCACAGCUCUUGGUCAGCGCAUCUGAAAAGGAAAGUGUGAGAAGCAAAGCCCAUGGCCACCUACCCCUGCCAAUUAUGUGGCAAGACGUUCCUCACCCUGGAGAAGUUCACUAUCCACAAUUAUUCCCACUCCAGGGAGCGACCUUUCAAGUGCUUGCAGCCAGACUGUGGCAAAGCCUUCAUUUCCAGAUAUAAAUUAAUGAGGCACAUGGCGACCCAUUCACCCCAGAAAUCUCACCAGUGUGCGCACUGUGAGAAGACCUUCAACCGGAAAGACCACCUGAAGAACCACCUCCAAACCCAUGACCCCAACAAAAUGGCCUUUGGGUGCGAGGAGUGUGGAAAGAAGUACAACACCAUGCUGGGCUACAAGAGGCACCUGGCCCUGCACGCGGCCAGCAGCGGCGACCUCACCUGCGGGGUCUGCGCCCUGGAAUUAGGGAGCACAGAGGUGCUGCUCAACCACCUCAAGGCCCACGCAGAGGAAAAGCCCCCUAGUGGAACCAAGGAAAAGAAGCACCAGUGCGACCACUGCGAGAGAUGCUUCUACACCCGGAAAGACGUGCGGCGCCACCUGGUGGUCCACACAGGCUGCAAGGACUUCCUGUGCCAGUUUUGUGCCCAGAGAUUUGGGCGCAAAGACCACCUCACCCGACAUACCAAGAAGACGCACUCGCAGGAGCUGAUGAAAGAGAGUCUGCAGCCUGGAGACCUUCUGAGCACCUUACAUGCCAUCUCUCCCCAGUUCCAGCUGAAGGCUGCCACCACACUGUCUCCUUUCCCGUUAGGAGCGCCCGUACAGAAUGGGCUUGCAAGUAGCUUGCCAGCUGAGGUACAUGUCCACCCCCUCAAUCCUGCAGAGCAACCCCCUCAACCCAUACAGCCGCUGCCAGAGCCCCUUCCCCCCAUGCACCCUGUAGCACCUCCUAACUCCCCUCCUUCAGCUCUCCAGAAUCACAAGUACAACACCGGUUCUACCUCAUACCCCCCACUUGCAAGCCUGCCCCUCAAAACGGAAACUAAAGGAUUUUGCAAUAUUAAUUUGCUUGAGGACUUGCCUCUGCAAGAGCCUCAGUCACCUCACAAGCUCAGCCCAGGUUUUGACCUGGUUAAGGGAAGUGCUGGUAAAAUAAACCUGCCCAAGGAGCUCCCUGCAGAUGCUGUGAACCUAACAAUACCUGCCUCUUUGGACAUUUCCCCUCUGUUGGGCUUCUGGCAGCUGCCCCCUGCUUCCCAAAAUGCUUUUGGGAAUAGCACUCUCACCCUGGGGCCUGGGGAGUCUCUGCCCCAUAGGUUAAGCUGCCUGGGGCAGCAGCAACAAGACCCCUCACUAGCCAUGAGCACUAUGAGCCUGGGCCAGCUCGCCCUGCCUCCCAUCCCUCAUGUGUUCUCAGCUGGCACUGGUCCGGCUAUCCUGCCUCAUUUCCAUCAUGCAUUCAGAUGACUGCUUUGUAAGGCAUACGUAUUCUGGAAGAUGUUCUUAAGAAGCAUUUUAGCAUCAGUUAUAAUACAAAGAAAGACAUGGAAAACAGGACUGGACUAUGGCUUAUUCAGUAAUGACUGCCUUUGAGAUAAAGUUCUUGAACUGCAUGUAUUGUGCCAAUCUGUCCUGAGUGUUCACGCUUUGUACCAAAUGUAAUAAGCAAGUAUUCUGCAACACAUAUUGUCAUAACCGACAUCCAAAUGAGGGCUGCUAUAUUUAGGUGUUUGUCAUAUUGAAUUUAAUCGUAAGCCAUGAUCAUAAUAAUGUUAACUAAAUAACUUUAUGUGGCACUGCCUAGUAAGGAAUCAUGGAAAAGUCUGGAUUUCUCCAAAAAGGGGACAAUUUUUAAGAUAAGAAAAUAACCUUUAUAUUGCAUCUUAUAACUAGGCUGUGUAUUUCUUUUCAGGGAUUUUUCUACCUUCAGGGUUGGAUGUAGUUUAGUUACUAUUGUCAUAGCCAACCUGUAGUUUUACAGAAACAAUUCCUUGUGGAAUAAUAGACGUCUCCAUUUUAAAAAAGCAUUUUAAAUGUAGUUUGAAUAUUUUCCACAAGAUGCUACAAUGUGAGUUAUCACUUAUUUCAUUUAUCUUAAAGACUAAACUGGUUGUCAGUUACAGCUGACAGAAAAAAAAAAAAAAAAAAAAAAAAAAACACUGUGUAGCCAGGUUAAGUGGUAAAAUAAUCCAGGCGUCAGUCAAGAAAAGCAUUUUGCUGACUUUAAUAUUGAUUAUAUUUUUAACAGGAAUUUAAGAAAAAUAUUACUGGAAUUUAAAAAUAUAUAUAUUAAACAAGAAUUUUCUUUGCUCUGUCUGGCUUAAAAUACUACUCUGCUUUAAGUUCUUAAGUAUUAUUUUUAAUCAAUAAAUAAAUGCAUUUAAGUCAAUAUUAGUUUUUAUUCAAAAAAUAUUUUGCAAUGUAACUAUAAUCUUUUGAAUUUGGUAUCUAAUGAGUUUUAAAAAUAUAAAACCUAACCUUUUUUUUUUUUUAAAGCUUUUGUCUUUUGUGUUUAGAGGCUUUCUAUAUGAAGAUAUAUCUUACAUAUAAUAAACUACAAAUUCUGCA
This is a messenger RNA of Talpa occidentalis (Iberian mole), 3505 nucleotides long. It is a transcript of the gene PLAGL1, whose product is annotated as PLAG1 like zinc finger 1. The record is from RefSeq and is a predicted model, not a curated record. Gene Ontology annotation, molecular function: DNA-binding transcription activator activity, RNA polymerase II-specific. The transcript has 9 exons. NCBI's taxonomy places the organism in Eukaryota, Metazoa, Chordata, Mammalia, Eulipotyphla, Talpidae. Bases 1013 to 2404 code for a protein of 463 amino acids.